GUCAUAAAUGUCAUUGUUUGUCAAGAUGUGAACCAAAAAUUUCUGAAUUAUUUAUUAGUUAUACCAUGAAAGGAUUAGUAAUAUUAGCACAUCAAAUACAAUAUAAGAUAUCUUUUAUGACUUAAUAAUUAUGAGGAAUUUGAAACAUUAUAGGAAAAUAAACAAGAUAAGUAACAUAGUGCAAAGAAUUAUAGCAAAAAGUUGAAGAAAAUUUAAUAUAAAAUUAUGGAAAAUACUUCAGAAGUUUUGAAAGAGAAAACCUACAGUAAUUUAGACUUUUAUGUAGGUCUUACUUUGGCUAUAAGUUCUUCAGUAUUUAUUGGAUCAAGUUUUAUUAUUAAAAAAAUUGCGUUGAUAAGACUGACACGAAAGGGCAGUCUUAGGGCUGGAGCUGGAGGAUUCGGUUAUUUGAAUGAUUGGAUGUGGUGGUUCGGGUUUCUAACAAUGGGUGUCGGAGAAGUGGCAAAUUUUGGAGCAUAUGCUUUUGCUCCUGCUUCAUUAGUAACGCCUUUGGGUGCACUAAGUGUAUUAGUAUCUGCCGUUUUAGCUUCCAAAUGUCUUAAUGAAACUUUAAAUAUUUUAGGAAAGUUAGGAUGUGUUUUGUGCAUUGUUGGAUCAACGGUCAUGGUGAUUCAUGCACCUAAAGAAGAACAGACAGGAACUCUUGAUGACUUAUUAAAUAAAGUGAGAGAACCAACUUUCUUGAAUUAUAUUCUAGUGGUCAUAUCAAUAACAGUAAUCAUUCUGGUAUAUAUAGGACCCCGUUACGGGAACAAAUAUGUUUCAGUGUACAUAACUCUUUGCUCUGCCAUCGGCAGCUUGACGGUAAUGGCUUGUAAAGCCCUCGGACUGGCUCUUAAAGACUUUUUUUCAGGUACUCUACCUUUUUCAACACAUUUAUGGAUUAUUUUUGGUUUACUAGUCAUUAUAGCUGUUUGUCUUUGCAUUCAGAUGACCUACCUCAAUCGAGUAUUAGACUUGUUCAACACAAACGUCGUUACACCAAUAUACUAUGUAUUUUUUACAACUAUGGUAAUCACAGCUUCAGCGAUUCUAUUUAAAGAAUGGCAGAAAAUGAGCAGCCGGGACAUUGUCGGCGCCAUGUCUGGAUUCCUCGUUACAGUUGUAGCCAUAUUCCUAAUAAAUACUUUCAGGGAAAACCAACAACCCACUAAGCAGAACUUCGUGUGAUUCGUUGGUGUUUUUGCUGACCUUUCCAUGACCCAAAAUUUGGAGUAACGCUGCAUUUUGCUGUAGCUGACGUUUUAGUAGAUCUUCUGGUGAUUGUAAAAGCAUCUGUGAUGUGUCCUUUUUUAUUUUUAUUUUUAUUAUAUUUA
Anoplophora glabripennis (Asian longhorned beetle) is the source of this 1337-nucleotide messenger RNA. It is a transcript of the gene spict, whose product is annotated as magnesium transporter NIPA2. Gene Ontology annotation, biological process: magnesium ion transport. NCBI's taxonomy places the organism in Eukaryota, Metazoa, Arthropoda, Insecta, Coleoptera, Cerambycidae. The transcript is spliced from 5 exons. Bases 226 to 1191 code for a protein of 321 amino acids. The record is from RefSeq and is a predicted model, not a curated record. Gene Ontology annotation, molecular function: magnesium ion transmembrane transporter activity. Gene Ontology annotation, cellular component: membrane.